This is a messenger RNA of Bursaphelenchus xylophilus (pine wood nematode), 1372 nucleotides long. The record is from the annotation of a GenBank genome assembly. Lineage: Eukaryota; Metazoa; Nematoda; Chromadorea; Rhabditida; Aphelenchoididae.
AUGCCCGACCACAAAGUUUGGGGCGCUCAACAGGGCGGAAAAUGGGCUUGAGGUGUUCUCUACUUCCUGUGCUUUCAAACAUACCAUGCAGAACAACCGAGACACUGGCUAGCUGUUUUCUACGACUAUUUUAUACGAACGCUCCUUGCAGAUUGGGUCCUGGUCAUAUCAAUCGGAUGUGGUUCAAUUAGUGGUAGAAGAAGAAGAAGUCUUCCUCGGCGACUUUUAUGAUAGUCAGGAGUGGUUGUUGGUAAGUGCAGAGGAAUGCAGAGAGGGGUUAUUGUUAUCAACAAGGAAGGACAAUUAUGUCCACCUGCAAAUAUGGGGAGCAAGAGAAUAAACUCUUCAUGAAGCUUAAAGAGUUCAAGGAUCACAUUUUUUAUUUUUAGGAGACUGCCAGAAUUAGCAAUGGCACGAUGCCUUAUCUGCACAAUGAAUCCUUCUCGGUGGUCACGAUGGUUUUAAUAUUACGAAGACAAUCCUUUUAUUAUGUCUUCAAUCUUGUGUUUCCCACAACCCUUGUUAGUUUAGUCGCGGUUAUCGGAUUCCAUGCUCCGAUUAAUGCCACUGGAAGAAGGGAAUCCAAGUUCAGAUUGGGGGUGAUGACUCUACUCAGCUUGUCCGUUAUGUUGUUAAUGCUAGUGGAUGAGAUGAAGUUCUCAUUGGAAUCGAUGCCUGGUCAACGUGGCUCCUUUUCGGAUGUCCCGUUAAUAGGUAAAAUUUAUUUCUUCAGAUUUUAUUUUUAUCAUUAAGACUUUAAUCAUAAUUCUUCAGGAAUUUAUUACAUGAGUCUAAUCUUGAUCAUCAGUGUGGCCACAUGCACCUCCUCAAUCUUCGUUCAUUUGGAGAAAUAUGCCCUCAGGAAUCCUUCUUUCUCAGCGGUCCCAAUGUGGCUUCGGUGGUUGACAGCCAAACAAUUUUUUUGUUGUUAUCCACCGAAAAGACUGCGGUUAACAAAAGGAGAUAAUGUGAGCAGAAAUAAAGAUAUCAAGAUGCAGAGCAAUCACUCGAGUAUGGACAGUCAAGCAUUCAAAACAUUGAUCCCAACAGAAGUAAGUGCAGUACUUCCAAGGGUUUUUAUUUCCAGUUAAAUUUUACGGAGUAUCAGCAACAAGCAGCACAGCAAAUCUCGACGGACAUCGUGCUAGAGAAUCCCCCCGCACCCCCGCCAUUGGAGACCCAGAAAUUGGAUUUGCUCAUUUCUUUGUUAAGAGAGUUAUUGGAGCAUCGAAGAGAUAUGAAACAUCGGCAUGAACUUCCGAUCUACUGGGAACGGGUCGUCAAAAGACUGGAGAAUUGCUCUCUCAGCUUCUACUUGACCUUGAUCGCCCUCAACAUCAUAAUGCUCUUCUGGCCCGAACUCUGGUAUUAG